CCUGAGACCGUGCAGGUCAUGUGCGAGCACCAGUGAUUUCUGUCAGUCUGUCCGUCCGUCCGUCUGCCCACCAGCCCGACUAUGCUCCAACCACUGCGGUGUCUGCUUCUAGCCUCUGUCGUGCUGCUCUGCAACAGCGCCCCCACCCCAACGGAGAAACAUGGGGACACCGACGCCAAAUGUCCUCUGAUGGUGAAAAUCCUGGAUGCCGUGAAAGGGACUCCAGCCGGGUCAGUGGCACUCAAGGUGUCUCAGAGGACUGAUGAUGGGGGAUGGACGCAGAUCGCUACCGGGAUGACAGAUGCCACUGGAGAGGUCCAUAAUCUGAUCACAGAGCAGCAGUUCCCAGCAGGAGUGUAUCGUGUUGAGUUUGAUACCAAAACGUACUGGAAGAAUGAGGGCAGCGUGCCGUUCCAUGAAGCAGCUGAUGUGGUGUUUGAGGCCCAUGCUGAAGGUCAUCGACACUACACCUUGGCCUUGCUGCUCAGUCCGUACUCCUUCACCACCACAGCCGUGGUCACCGUCGCACACCAGUGAUACACAUCCCACCGUGAAGGCUGGAGAUCAUCUGUUUUUCUCUUCUUGUCGACAAAUCUCACGUGCUGAUCCAAAACCAACACUGAAUCUAUCUAAUAACAAGUAUUGUGUGUGUGUGUACAGUAUCAUAGCCUGAUAGGGUAUCCUAUCUUCUUCCUCUGUGCCAUAGAGCUCCAUUAAAACACAUGAAUGAGCCUCA
Molecule: messenger RNA, 736 nt
Organism: Sebastes umbrosus (honeycomb rockfish)
Lineage: Eukaryota; Metazoa; Chordata; Actinopteri; Perciformes; Sebastidae
Gene: ttr
Product: transthyretin (prealbumin, amyloidosis type I)
Exons: 4
Coding region: 82-537 (151 amino acids)
Biological process (GO): purine nucleobase metabolic process
Source: RefSeq, a predicted model, not a curated record